CGAGAAGGGGAGAAGCGGCAGGCGGCCUAUCACAGUCUGGAGAGGGCGCCGGCUUGCAGGAGCCCCCCGAGUGGGAGCAAGGGGAGGGGGCCAUGCAGCCGGGCAAGUUCCGGUUCGUUUCCGGAGGGCGGCGGGCACCCUCUGGCAGUCGGAUCUCGGCCCCCGGACGUGUGUGCCUGCGGAGCUUCGGCGUUCAGCCCUAGGGGCGGUGCCCGUGUUUCACCUCUCCCCCUGGCCUGGCAGGAAGGCCCCCGCUGUUGCAGGAAGUUGGCCCCUCCAGGCGCCUCCGGGUGUCCGGAGAAUUGGGGCGAAUCACCAGGAUUUUCAGCUGAAAAAUUUAAGAAUAAUUGAGCCUAACGAGGUGACACAGUCAGGAGACGCAGGUGUGGAAAGAGACGGCGGAAUGGCUCCAAAGGUCACCUCAGAGCUGCUUCGGCAGCUGAGACAAGCCAUGAGGAACACGGAGUAUGUGACAGAACCGAUCCAGGCCUACAUCAUCCCGUCGGGAGAUGCCCACCAGAGUGAGUACAUUGCUCCGUGUGACUGUCGGCGGGCCUUCGUCUCUGGAUUUGAUGGCUCUGCGGGCACGGCUAUCAUCACGGAAGAGCAUGCGGCCAUGUGGACGGAUGGACGCUACUUUCUUCAGGCGGCCAAACAGAUGGACAGCAACUGGACGCUCAUGAAGAUGGGUCUGAAGGACACACCAACUCAGGAAGAUUGGCUGGUGAGUGUACUUCCUGAAGGAUCCAGGGUUGGUGUGGAUCCACUGAUCAUUCCCACAGAUUACUGGAAGAAGAUGGCCAAGGUUCUGAGAAGUGCAGGCCACCACCUCAUCCCUGUUAAGGAGAACCUUGUGGACAAAAUCUGGACAGACCGUCCUGAGCGCCCGUGCAAGCCCCUCCUCACACUAGGCCUGGAUUACACAGGCAUCUCCUGGAAGGACAAGGUUGCAGACCUUCGGUUGAAAAUGGCUGAGAGGAACGUCGUGUGGUUUGUGGUCACUGCCCUGGAUGAGAUUGCAUGGCUGUUCAAUCUCCGAGGGUCCGAUGUGGAGCACAAUCCGGUGUUUUUCUCCUAUGCAAUCAUAGGAUUGGAGACGAUCAUGCUCUUCAUUGAUGGUGACCGCAUGGACGCCCCCAGUGUGAAGGAGCACCUGCUUUUUGACUUGGGUCUGGAAGCUGAAUACAGAAUCCAGGUGCUUCCCUACAAGUCCAUCCUGAGCGAGCUCAAGGCUCUGUGUGCCAGUCUCUCCCCAAGGGAGAAGGUGUGGGUCAGCGACAAGGCCAGCUAUGCCGUGAACGAGGCCAUCCCCAAGGAUCAUCGAUGCUGUAUGCCUUACACCCCCAUCUGCAUCGCCAAAGCUGUGAAGAAUUCUGCCGAAUCAGAAGGCAUGAGGCGAGCUCACAUUAAAGAUGCUGUUGCCCUCUGUGAACUCUUUAACUGGCUGGAGAAAGAGGUGCCCAAAGGUGGUGUGUCAGAGAUCUCAGCUGCUGACAAAGCCGAGGAAUUUCGCAGGCAACAGGCUGACUUUGUGGACCUGAGCUUCCCAACGAUUUCCAGUACGGGACCCAAUGGCGCCAUCAUUCACUACGCGCCGGUCCCUGAGACGAAUAGGACGUUGUCGCUAGAUGAGGUGUACCUGAUCGACUCGGGAGCCCAAUACAAGGAUGGGACGACAGAUGUGACACGGACCAUGCAUUUUGGGACCCCUACGGCCUAUGAGAAGGAAUGCUUCACAUAUGUCCUCAAGGGCCACAUAGCUGUGAGUGCAGCCGUUUUCCCGACUGGAACCAAAGGACACCUUCUUGACUCGUUCGCCCGCUCAGCUUUAUGGGAUUCUGGCCUGGAUUACCUGCACGGAACGGGACACGGUGUUGGGUCUUUCCUGAAUGUUCACGAGGGUCCUUGUGGCAUCAGUUAUAAAACCUUCUCUGAUGAGCCCUUAGAGGCAGGCAUGAUUGUCACUGAUGAGCCAGGGUAUUAUGAAGAUGGGGCUUUUGGAAUUCGCAUUGAAAAUGUUGUCCUAGUGGUUCCUGUGAAGACCAAGUAUAACUUCAAUAACCGGGGAAGCCUGACCUUUGAACCUUUAACUUUGGUUCCGAUACAGACCAAAAUGAUAGAUGUGGACUGUCUUUCAGACAAAGAGUGUGACUGGCUCAACAAUUACCACCUGACCUGCAGGGAAGUGAUCGGGAAGGAAUUGCAGAAGCAGGGCCGCCAGGAAGCUCUCGAGUGGCUCAUCAGGGAGACGCAACCCAUCUCCAAGCAGCAUUAAUGCCUCCCUGGUUUUUGUUUUUGUAAAAUGCUCUGGGGAAGGGAAGAAACCUGGCAGAUCCCUGACAUCUGUCCCCUUUCCUCUCCUUCCUUACUUCCCCUUUUUACUUUGAGAUUCUAAGAAGAGCUGAAAAUCUUAUCCUCUUUGAUAUUUUCUUGCAAACACUCAAUCUUUUAUGAUUUUUUUAAUUGUUGAGAACGAGCCAAGAAUGAAAUCGCUGCACCAGAAGGAGGGUCCCUGCAAAGCUGAACACUCGAUCAGGGGAGACGCCCCGAGCAGCCGCAGUGAGCUCUCUGGCCAGUAAUGGUGGAACACUGAGUGCUUGCUCUCUGAUGGUCAAGUUCCAGGUGCUAGUACAUUAUUCAUGAUCACCUUGAUUCAUGAGACUGUAUUUAUGAUCAGUGAAUAAAAUGUCAGAAUGUG
Molecule: messenger RNA, 2698 nt
Organism: Ailuropoda melanoleuca (giant panda)
Lineage: Eukaryota; Metazoa; Chordata; Mammalia; Carnivora; Ursidae
Gene: XPNPEP1
Product: X-prolyl aminopeptidase 1
Exons: 21
Coding region: 404-2275 (623 amino acids)
Molecular function (GO): metalloaminopeptidase activity
Source: RefSeq, a predicted model, not a curated record